CGCGCCCUGUCACGUCAUCAUUGGGCGCCGGCAGGAAGAGGCGGCUGAGGCGCGGUGCGCGCGGGCCGGCUUUGCCUGAGGGAGCAUGGGGGAGACGGGCUCCGUGGAGCGGCUGGUGUCCGGGCUGCACCGGGCCCAGGUCCUGCGCUUCGGGGACUUCGUGCUCAAGAGCGGCCUCGCCUCCCCCAUCUACAUCGACCUCCGGGUCAUCGUCUCCCACCCGCCGCUCCUCAACCAGAUUGCAGAUCUCCUGUUUCAAACGGCAAAAAAUGCAAGGAUCAAGUAUGACUCGGUGUGUGGUGUUCCAUAUACAGCGUUGCCUUUGGCUACAGUUAUCUGCUCGUCCAACCAGAUCCCAAUGCUUAUACGGAGGAAGGAAGCAAAACAAUAUGGUACCAAGCGUCUGGUGGAAGGCAUCAUUAAUCCAGGAGAAACCUGUUUGAUCAUUGAGGAUGUGGUCACAAGUGGAUCUAGUAUCUUGGAAACUGUAGAGGUUCUUCAGAAAGAAGGAUUAAAAAUCACCGAUGCCAUAGUGCUCCUGGAUAGAGAGCAGGGAGGAAAACACAGGUUAGAAGAACGAGGGAUUCGCCUACAUUCUGUGUGCACCUUGUCCAUGAUGCUAGAGAUUCUCCAGCAGCAGCAAAAAGUUGACUCUGAGAUGGUUGAAAAGGUGAAGAAAUUCAUUCUGGAGAAUGUCUUCAAACCAGCAGAGCAAAAUGGUGCUGCUCCCAUCAAACAAAUGUGCAAAGAAAUGAGCUUUAGCGCUCGCGCUCAGCUACCUGGAAUCCAUCCUGUUGCAGCACGACUUCUCAAGCUCAUGGAGAAGAAACAAACUAACCUGUGCCUCUCUGCUGAUGUCACAGACUCCAAAGAACUUCUACAGCUGGCUGCCACUCUAGGCCCCAGCAUUUGUAUCUUAAAAACUCAUAUAGAUAUCCUGAAUGAUUUCACCCAAGAGGUAAUAAAGGAGUUGCGAGCACUUGCAGACCAACAUGAGUACCUGAUAUUCGAAGACCGCAAGUUUGCAGACAUUGGAAACACUGUGAAACAUCAGUAUGAGGGUGGUGUAUUCAAAAUAGCUUCCUGGGCAGAUAUAGUUAAUGCCCAUGUGGUCCCAGGCGCUGGAGUUGUGAAAGGGCUGAAAGAAGUAGGGCUUCCUUCACAGCGAGGCUGUCUUUUGAUUGCUGAGAUGAGUUCUCAAGGGUCACUUGCCACUGGUGACUACACAAAAUCUGCAGUACAAAUGGCUGAAGAGAACUCAGAUUUUGUUUUUGGAUUCAUUUCUGGUUCCAGAGUUAGUAACAAACCAGAAUUUCUUCACUUGACUCCGGGGGUCCAGAUGCAAGCUGGAGGUGAUAACCUUGGACAGAAGUACUUAAGUCCACAGGAAGUUAUUAGCAAAAGAGGCUCAGAUGUCAUUAUUGUGGGACGUGGCAUCUUGUCUGCAUCAAAUCGUUUAGAGGAAGCAGAGAUGUAUAGGAAGGCAGCAUGGGAGAGCUAUUUAAGCAGACUUGCUGUUCAUACACAAGACUAAUUUGAGCCCAGGAUUCCAGUGAACAAACUAACCCAAUGCAUUCAGAAGAAGAAGCUGGAGUAAUUUGGAGGAUGUUUCUCCCUGUUAGUUAGGUUGACGUCUACUCUGAACUCAAUUGAAUAUUUUGCUUUAGGUAAAAUCUGCCAAUGACUUAAAUUUUUAGUAACGUGUAUAAGCUAAAUGACAUUAAUUGUGACCAUUUUUUCUUUGCAUUUGAGACUGUGAAACAAAAAAUCACUGCCCAGCGUUAGUCUUACUUCUAACUGGUCCUCCAGUCUAUUACUUCGGAAAAUAAUAAAUGAAAACACUCCAAGGGAUACUUGCUAGGUUAUUACUGCCCUCUGGUAUUUCCUUUAGUUAUGGAAACAGUGCAGGUGAAGCGUUUUCAAUACCGUACAACAAAGCUGACCAUUCACUACAUUGAAUGGGACAACACAACUUGGAAGCACAAACUAGCCUGAAUCUGUUACUUAGUAUUUUUCCUCUAUGUUUAUUAUCUCAUAAAUAUAUUGGACUAAAAACUAAGGGUAUGAUAAGCUUAGGCCUCUAACUUUCAAUUACUGCCCCUUCCUGGUAUGUUUGUAACUGCUAUUUUGACUAGUAUGAAUUAUUGGUGCCAUCAUUCCGCUCCAAAUUUCCUAUGAUAAAAUUACAGCUGUAGCUAUUCGUUAACCCAGGGUGGAACUGAUUUGCAGUGGGACUUGGUGGGUCUGUUAAUGAGAGGCAAAAGGCCAAAGUCCUGAGGUUAUACCAUUGUUGAAUUUCUAGUGAGCUGGUUAUUUUUAUGAAAAAUCUUCAGUACUUUUCCAUGAUAUUUUUUCACCAUUUGAGAUUUUUAAUUUAAAGAGAGGAUGUAAAAAUAUAUCUCAUGGAUGUUGGUUAAAGAGAUGGAGUCACCUUAAAUUUGCCCCAAAAUGCACUUCAAAGUGAAACUGAAUUGGGUUUUCGUUGUUCAGAUCAAGAAAAGCAAGAGUAUAAAUAAUUGUGGAAUUCUGAGUUACUACUUUUAAUAAAAACUUUUCUUCUUUUUGCGGA
Molecule: messenger RNA, 2569 nt
Organism: Malaclemys terrapin pileata
Lineage: Eukaryota; Metazoa; Chordata; Testudines; Emydidae
Gene: UMPS
Product: uridine monophosphate synthetase
Exons: 6
Coding region: 86-1534 (482 amino acids)
Biological process (GO): 'de novo' UMP biosynthetic process; 'de novo' pyrimidine nucleobase biosynthetic process
Molecular function (GO): orotidine-5'-phosphate decarboxylase activity; orotate phosphoribosyltransferase activity
Source: RefSeq, a predicted model, not a curated record